Molecule: messenger RNA, 1002 nt
Organism: Pocillopora verrucosa
Lineage: Eukaryota; Metazoa; Cnidaria; Anthozoa; Scleractinia; Pocilloporidae
Product: galanin receptor type 1-like
Biological process (GO): G protein-coupled receptor signaling pathway
Cellular component (GO): plasma membrane
Molecular function (GO): G protein-coupled receptor activity
Source: RefSeq, a predicted model, not a curated record
AUGUCUGAGAGCCUCGAACCGACAGCGGGGCAACCCGAUGGGUCAGAAUCGCAGGCACCAAAGGUGGUUGCUGGGAUCAUCAUAAUUCUUGGACUGUUUAGUAACUCGUUAAUUGUAGCUGCAGUAAUAGGCUUCCGUCGCAUGAAGACGACAACCAAUUACCUUCUUGUCAACGUGGCCGCUGCAGACAUAACCACUCUGUUGUUCACAGCGAUGCACCUCAUUCCAAUCAAGGGUCCCUUCCCAAAUGGUGCUCUUGGUAGCUUCCUUUGUAAGUUUAUAAGAACUAACAAUAUCACUAUGGUAACGCUUCUUGUGUCCACUCUGACGCUGACGGUUUUGGCUGCUGACAGAUAUCAAGCCAUGGUGAAACCCUUAAAAAUAUCUUGGAGAUUAAAAAUCGAAAAGAUCGGGUACGUCUUAGCAGUAAUCUGGCUGAUAGCCAUGGCUACUGUCUCGCCGCUUUUCGUGUCUGUGGACCAGCGCCCUAGCAUAAACAAUACUCUCUGCUCCCCUGGUGAUGAUCAUGCGGUGAUGAAAGUGUACAUUUAUUGCCUGGUGACCCUCCUUACCUUGAUCCCGUUCCUUGGCAUUGCUUUCUGUUAUUCGCGGAUUAUAUCCGGAUUGUAUUUUGGACAAACAAUUUGCAGUCGGGGUAGCGAAGCAAUGGCAGAAAAAAAGAGGCUUGUUAUAGUUCUCAUGGUGUUGACAGUCGUCUUUUUCAUUGCGUUUGUUCCUUAUGGAGUAGCAGUAGUAUUGCAGUUCAGCGGGAUGGCCACCAGAAAUGUUGAAGAACUUCGUAUCUUUAGUCGAUUUAGGAUUGUAGUGCAAUAUCUGACACUUUUAAACUGUUCUCUAAAUCCGUUCAUCUAUGCCGUUCCAAGUUCAAAUUAUAGAUACUGCUUUAAAUGUAUGUUGAAGAAAAUGUGUUGCCAAGACAUCACGGAAGAGGUUAAUGCCAUCCAGCUGGACACAAGACGGGGUGUGGCAGACGAACGCUAG